Lentinula edodes (shiitake mushroom) is the source of this 2637-nucleotide messenger RNA. Its product is annotated as Spb1 C-terminal domain-containing protein. The record is from RefSeq and is a predicted model, not a curated record. Gene Ontology annotation, biological process: rRNA methylation; maturation of 5.8S rRNA from tricistronic rRNA transcript (SSU-rRNA, 5.8S rRNA, LSU-rRNA); maturation of LSU-rRNA from tricistronic rRNA transcript (SSU-rRNA, 5.8S rRNA, LSU-rRNA). Gene Ontology annotation, molecular function: rRNA (uridine-2'-O-ribose)-methyltransferase activity; rRNA (guanine) methyltransferase activity. NCBI's taxonomy places the organism in Eukaryota, Fungi, Basidiomycota, Agaricomycetes, Agaricales, Omphalotaceae. The coding region runs from base 1 to 2637 and encodes 878 amino acids. Gene Ontology annotation, cellular component: nucleus; nucleolus; preribosome, large subunit precursor. The transcript is spliced from 10 exons.
AUGGGGAAGAGUCAGAAAAAGACAGGAAAGGGUCGUCUCGACAAGUACUACAAGCUUGCAAAAGAGCAAGGCUAUCGGGCUCGUUCAGCUUUCAAGCUAAUUCAACUUAACAAGAAGUACAACUUUCUAGAGUCUGCACGCUGCUGCAUAGAUCUCUGUGCCGCGCCAGGAGGAUGGCUGCAGGUGGCUAGUAAGUAUAUGCCGGUGAACAGUGUGAUCAUAGGUGUCGAUCUCGUUCCUAUCAAACCCAUACCUCGCGUAGUCACUUUUGCUUCUGAUAUCACUACUCCCCAGUGUCGUAACCUUAUCCGUGCGGAAGUAAAAGACUGGAAAGCAGAUGUUGUCUUGCACGAUGGUGCACCCAAUGUCGGGACUGCUUGGAUUCAGGACGCUUAUGGCCAAUCAGAGCUUGUGCUCAUGAGCUUAAAGCUCGCGGUGGAGUUUCUUGUCAAAGGAGGAACGUUUGUGACAAAGGUUUUCCGGAGUGCAGAUUAUAACAAUCUCAUCUGGGUGUUCAAUCAAUUGUUCGGAAAGGUUGAGGCUACAAAACCACCUUCGUCUAGAAACGUAUCUGCAGAAAUUUUUGUUGUGUGCCGCGAGUUCCUUGCGCCCAAAUUCAUCGAUCCCAAAUUCCUCGACCCAAAACAUGUUUUCAAGGACCUCUCUGCCUCCAUUCCUGAUGGCUCCGACAAGCCAGCUCGCGCUCACAAUGCCGAAGCCAAUGUUUUCCAGCCGGAAAAGAAGAGACGGAAACGAGAUGGAUACGAAGAUGGCAAUUAUACCUUGUUCAAAUCAAUCCCCGUCUCGGAAUUGAUUCACAGCACUGAUCCGAUAUCUGUACUUGGGUCUGCCAACAAGAUCACGUUCCAAACCGACGAGGAAAAAGAAUGGCUCAAAUUCGAAAUCACUUCCGGAGACGUCAAGGCAAACUGCGACGAUCUUAAAGUUCUUGGAAAGGGUGAUUUCAAGGCGCUCAUCAAAUGGCGUCUUGCCCUUCGUGAAGAGCUUGGAUUGGACGUGAAACGUAAAGACACCGAAGAUGCGACUGAAACUGUCGAAAUUAUCGAAGAAGCUGAUGAAGAACAAAUGAUACAGGACGAGCUGGAACGAUCAAACGCAGAAAAUGUCGCUCGCGCCAAACGAGAUCGACGUCGUGCGAAUGAGAUUAGAAACAAGACUAUUCAACGCAUGCAGCUACAAAUGACUGCCCCAAUGGACAUCGGGCUUGAGCUGCAAGAUGCCUCUCUUGGGGGCCAAGAUGAUUUCUUCGACCUUCAAGGUGCCGAGAAAGGCAUGCGGAAGCGAGGUGGUGUUUCUAACCUAAUCGGAACUGAAGGUGUUCUGUCACAGGAAAGUGAUGUUGACAAUGAUAGUGACAACGCAAGCGACGAGGAGAUCUUGGAUUCUGAAGAGGAACGGGAGAAGAAAACCCGCGGACUGGAAAACGAACUGGAUGGCAUGUACGAUUCGUAUAGAAGUCGAUUGCGGGAGAGAGAUGCCAAGUACAAAGUCAGAGAGGGUAGAGAGAAGAACAAAGAACGGGAGGCCUGGUCGGGGAUCAAAAAAAAUGAUUCUAGCGAUGAAGAAGAUAGCGAUGCGGAAGGGGGCGGAUGGGAGGAAAUGGAACGAGCCAAGGGGCACAACGACAACUCUUCAUCUAGCGGUGACAGUGACGAUGAACCUGAAGGACCAAAGACCUCUACAAAAAAAAGGUCUUUACCGACUACCGGGUCCUCGAGAGACAGCAAACGCGCCCGGUUACUCACCAAACUUAAAGAGCCUAUUCCAUCAGGCAGCCAGGCGUCCAAGGUGUGGUUCAGCCAGGACAUUUUUGCUGGUAUUAGUGAUGAUGUGAAGGACAUUGAACACGAAGUUAGAGAGGAGCAGGACGUGGAGAUGGUGGAUGUUGAAGAUAAGACUGUCGAUAUUGAGGAAGAAAACACCGACACAGAUUGGGACGACGAUGAGGAUGACUUUGAGGUGGUGCCACAAGUCGGCGAGGACGUCGAUAUGUGGGAUGUCGCAAACGCUGAUGAAGAUGCUUUGAAGCAAGCUCAUAUAAAGAAGCAUGGGCUUACUACAGCAGAGGCAGUGACCUUGGCUCAGCAGCUCGUCAAUCGUGAAAAAACCAAAACACAGUUGAUUAACGACGGUUUCAAUCGUUAUUCCUUGAACGCGAAGGAUGGGUUGCCGUCGUGGUUCCUUGACGAUGAGACCAAACAUUAUAAACCCAAUAUACCGGUUACGAAAGAGGCUAUCGCUGCGUUACGCGCGAAACAAAGAGCGCUGGAUGCACGACCCAUUAAGAAGAUAGCUGAAGCCAAGGCCAGGAAGAAAUACAAAGCCGCCCAGAAGCUUGAGAAAGCUAUGAAGAAGGCUGAAGGGGUCAACGACACUUCGGAUAUGUCAGAACGUGAAAAAGCCUCCCAAAUCGAGAAACUUAUGCGCAAAGGUCUGUCAAAGGGAAAACCGAAGAAGGAGGUGAAGCUGGUCGUGGCAAAAGGUGUUCACAAAGGGGUGAAAGGUCGUCCCAAAGGCGUAAAAGGUCGAUAUGCCAUGGUAGACUCCAGGAUGAAGAAGGAGGUAAGGGCCAAAAAACGAACAGAGAAGGCGAACAAAAAACGCAAACGGGCAUAG